AUGUCGGGCGGCAGGAGUAUCGACAAGGAACGCAAGUCGCCCAGAGAAAGUGGCGAAGACUCCGAGGAUGAAAGCGAAAUCCUGGAAGAAAGUCCCUGUGGGCGCUGGCUCAAGAGACGAGAAGAGGUGGAACAGCGCGAUGUCCCAGGAAUAGACUGCGCCCACCUCGCCAUGGACACGGAAGAGGGCGUGGAGGUGGUGUGGAACGAAGUACAGUUUUCCGAGCGAAAGAACUUCAAGGCUCAAGAGGAUAAGAUACAAACGGUCUUCGAUAACCUCACCAGGCUGGAGCAUCCGAAUAUCGUCAAGUUUCACAGAUAUUGGACGGAUACACACAACGACAAGCCAAGGGUCAUAUUCAUAACGGAGUACAUGUCGUGCGGUUCGCUGAAGCAGUUCCUGAAACGAACGAAACGCAACGUGAAAAGGUUGCCGCUGCAGGCUUGGAAACGAUGGUGCACGCAAAUUCUCUCCGCUCUUAGUUAUCUUCACGGCUGCGUGCCGCCGAUCGUGCACGGCAACCUGACGUGCGACACCAUCUUCAUCCAGCACAACGGGCUCGUGAAAAUCGGCUCCGUGGCGCCUGAUGCCAUCCACCACCACGUGAAGACGUGCCGCGAGAACAUGCGCAAUAUGCACCUUGUCGCUCCGGAGUAUGGAACUUCCCAAAUGGUGACGCCCGCUAUGGACAUCUACUCGUUCGGGAUGUGCGCGCUUGAGACGGCCGCCCUCGAGAUCCAGGGCAACGGAGACUCUGGUGGCCACGUGACGGAGGAGCAUAUCGCGCGGACCGUCGAAUCACUGGAGGAGACCCGCCAGAAGGACUUUAUAUACAGGUGCAUCAACAAGGACCCCGCGAAGCGACCUACAGCUCGCGAGCUCCUCUUCCACCCGCUGCUCUUCGAAGUGCACUCGCUCAAACUCCUUGCAGCGCAUACGCUCGUCAAUACCACGGCUAACAUAUCGGAGACAAUAACCGACGAGGUUUGCGGCAGCGGUGGCGCCCUCGCUUGGUGCUCGAGAGGCGGGGAGACGAAGGAGCUCUCUGCGAAGGACCUGCCACCACACGCAGAGAAACUAGAGAAAUUCGUUGAGGACGUCAAAUACGGUAUCUACCCGCUCACAGCUUACGGUUGGUGGUCGGGCGGGAGACGAGCGUCAAGCGGGGGCAGAGCCCGAACGACCGCUGAGAGUGCCCCCGCCCCCGCGGAGCCCCGAGCCCGCGACCGCGAGACCAGACGCGUCGUCAACAUGAUGUGCUCACUCAAACCGCAGCAUCACCAUCAUCAUGCUGAUGCGGAUGUCACCGAUCUUCUUAUGACGAUUCUGCUACGCAUGGAUGACAAAAUGAACCGGCAACUCACGUGCGCAGUGUCCCGUCGUGACUCUGCUCAAGCGCUUGCGCAUGAACUCGUGCAGUUGGGCUUCAUACACGAGGCUGAUCGCGACAAGAUAUGCCGCCUCAUGGAGGAAUCGUUCCGCAGCAGCUUCGGCACUCCACCCCCCGCGCCCUCCAGCUGCGCCCCCCCAGCGGCGUCCGCGCACCGUGCGCCGCAGCACGUCGCCAGCUAG
Molecule: messenger RNA, 1572 nt
Organism: Leptosia nina
Lineage: Eukaryota; Metazoa; Arthropoda; Insecta; Lepidoptera; Pieridae
Source: the annotation of a GenBank genome assembly